GACACAACAUUGUGCACAAUUCACGAAGUGAUAUCGAUACCAGUACCCAGUGGCAACGCCCAUCCACGCAGAGCGCCCCCACCCCCGCCAAAACUCCAGCGACCAAUCAAAACACAGUAUCAAUUUGUUCACCUAUAUUUCUAUGUGCUAUGGAAACCAUAUAGAUUAUAUUAUUUUUCAUUUGCAAGUGCUAUAGCAACGCCCGUGCAGCUGUACAGAGAGCCGUGUCACAUCCGAACUAUCCCCCAUCCGUCCGUUGAUAGUUGUUACCAUCGCACGCCUUGGAUAACUUUUUAAUUGUAACCAUCAUCAAAGUUUCAUAUACUAAUCAUGGGUGAAUGGAAACAUGGUACCUUUGGUUGCUUUGAUAACCUAGGAAUAUGUAUCAUCACAUAUAUUGCACCUUGUUAUACGGCUGGUAAGAAUGCCGAAGCUAAUGGUGAGAGCUGUAUCCUCUAUGGAUGUCUGUCAAUGCUGGGGUGUAUUGGGUUGUGGUCAAUGACUUCCAUUCGAGGAAAGACCAGGGAAGCCAAGGGAAUCGAUGGGUCGUAUGUCAACGAUCUGAUGUGCAUCUGGUGUUGUACACUUUGUGCCUUAGCCCAAGAAAAUAUGGAAUGGGCGGAUGGUGGACAGGCGAUGGCACGUGAAUAGACUACCACCCUUCCUAGCUGGUCUCCUCAAUCUCAUAUCAACAUGAUUAAGAUCCAACCUUAUCUGCAUCAACACUGGACCAACCAGCCUAAGGUGGUGGCAAAAAGCAAAAAAUAAUGAAAACUUCCAUUUAUCACCUCAAACUAUUAUAUCACCUGGGGAGCAUUUCAUCAAUAUUUCGUUGUCCAAGUUGUCAGAUCUGACAACUUUCCUUGCUUUUGAUUGGCUGAAAAGCACGGCUACUAUGGUAACUGUCUGAUAAAACGGGACUUGUCGGAUAAAACAUCCCACAGAUUCAUUCAUGAUACACGCCCCUAAGGUCCUGCACCACAAAACUUGGGGAUUGAUCAUACGGAUUUGUUUGCAAUUGAUUUCGUCUUUCGUCAUAAUUAUACAAUAAACUGUACAAAAUUAACUAUACGAUCAAUCACUAAGCUUUUUGCUGGAGAGGCCCUGGCUUAGGCAGUGAUGAAAGGGAAAAUUAUGUAAUCUGUAAUGACUUCUAUAGAGAUACCGAUUAAACGAUUUACUAACAUUCCAAAUCCAUGAUCAUAAUCUUUUCAACUUUGUCAGUAAAAGCUGUCCAUAAGUAUACUUUGCAUAAAAAAUUAAACGCAUAUGAGUCAACGACUUGAAUUAUUUUGUUGCGGUAUUAAAUUUUUUUAACGCUGAAAUUAAAUUAGGGGCUGAGACUCUUGUGGGAACGUGCCCGCCGGUUAAGAGGCUUCGAUAUGCAUAUUAUGAUGCACAUUGAACUAUACUGUCUUUCAGAAUUAUAUUACGAGAUUGUUAUCAUAAAAAAUGUGACGUAAUCAUUGUGCAUGUGGUUACUAUUUACUUUCUGAUAUAGCAUUUCAAACUCAUUGAAAUUAAAAUCUAUGUUCAGGAACUUCUCCUUAUAAUUAAAAUAUCAAUUAAUAUGCAAGUAAGUGUCAACAUAUUUUGGUCUUUGUAUAUCCUUAUACAUUGUAACAUAAAAAAAAGAAUUUAAGCAUUACAUUAAAUAGAAACAUUAGAUUACUAUUAUGGCUGCAAAACCUAUACAUUUAUAAUGAAUUACUAGCAACCCGAAUGCAAAGUGAAGCAUUGGAGGCCCCAUACAGGUGGGUCCUGUAUUUUCCAUUUAACAUUAUACUGUUCAAGUGUUGAAUAAUGAGCAUUAUAGGCAAUAUGCCUAUACUGUGAAAGUAUAUGUUCAUAAUGCUGCGGGUUGUCUUGAGUUUACUGUCGCUGUACGUACUCAGACUGACCCGAUAAGGAGUCAGUUCGUGGGUAAUACUCUGCUCUAGGUCAGAAAAGUCUUAGUGGUGUAUAUACGGCGGAUAAAACAACAGUGUAAACUGUUGUCAAGAGUCAUUGGCGAAAAUCAUUGAAUAGUGGAACAGCAGUUCCGUCCUAGAUUCAAUGCGAACGCUACAUUUGCAAUUUAUCGUACGCACAGGAUCUAGGACGGCACUACCGUUCCAGUUCAUUUUCGAUAAACACUUAUUCGAGCGUCCAUGUCAUUGACGGGCAAUGAUACAAAAUUAUUCUCUUUGAGAAUCUUCCGUGCAUCGCUUGAAUUAUAGCGCGAAAACGCUUAUUACCAAACUAUAUAAGGUCUGGACUAUGCAUAUUCUGAUUAAUGUAAUAACCAUCACGACCACAUUCAGGGUUAUUUCCCCAAGUAUAAAUGCAUGGAGAUGGACUUGGUAAAAAAAAUUCUUUCACUGUCUCUUUUGUAAAUACGCAACUUUUUCACGGUUAUUUACACAAAUAGAGGAAAUGUCAAUUUAAUAUCAAAUGAAAAACCGAUGAAUAGCGGAUGCAUGUAAUAUUGAUUUUAUUCCCCCAAAAUGACAACCCAGUAUCACUCAGAGGAAUUAUUGAUGAUUAAAUCUUGUAUAAAGUUUUGUAUGCUUCAAUCAUGUACAGUUCAGGUUUUAGUGUUCUUUUAUAAUCUGUGUAAAUCUGUAAAUGUUUUCCGUUGUUUCUGCGAGGUUUUUCUUUUAAACUGAAAUUUGUAUUAUAGACUUAAUUGUAGACGCCCUUUUUCGCCGGAAACUUGAGAGUAAUUUGGUUUGUUUAUAUUGGUAUUUCAUAAAGUUGUUUAUAUCGUAAUAUCCGUUUGAUAAUCAAUGUUCUCCAUUUAGAUACCCUGGAUUUGUAAAAAUAGAUCAUAUUAAUCCCUGGAGUCCCACUAUAGACAAAUCCAAAAAUAAUAUAAUAAAAUAAUCAGGUUGUUUCCCACUUUUUCUUUCUUAUUUUGAGUUUGUUGAAAUCAUAAUCAAACACGUCUAACAUGUCUAAUGCAUACAAAAUGACACGACCUGUCUUUCUCCGGUUCUUUACGAUUUACAAGUAAUUAAACAUAUUCGAAAUUUCAAAUAAUAAUUGUUUUGCAAAUGUUGCAAGUUUUCCGUUAAUGUUUAAUAAUCUCUCGAAUUCUUAAAGUACUAUUUUGAUAAUACCCGGGAAAUGAAAUAAAGGUUAGAUGUAUCAAAUAGUAUUGUGGUUUUUCUUUUGGCGCCUUUUUUCUAUGAUUAUACAGCGCGUCCCCAAAAAAUGUCCCUCUGACAUAGGGCUGAAUUAAUUCUAAAAUGUGGUAGUAUUCUCAAAUUAAUGUUCAUGAGUAGAAAGCUCAUUUCAUGACCUUACUUCUAUGAAAAUUUAAUUGGUUGCGCUUCAGCGGUUUUGAAUACACAUUCUGUUACGUAAAAGUGGUGCAUUUUAGCCCAUUCCAAGUUUGCAGCAUUGAUGCCUAUCUGCAUUGUCUGGCAUAUGAACCCCUAUUUUUACAUCCAGGAUCUGAGCAGAUACAUUUCCCUAAUCAUAUCCAGGCUCAACAAAUCAUAAACUUGGGCAUGUUCAGAAGGACAAGAAACAUAAAAAUUUAGUUUGUUUGAUAAUUGAUAAGGGAAAUCAGUGCACCAACCUGCAAAGAAAAUGUGAAUGAUGGAUGAGAAAAAUAAAGGAGAAUCCAAAAUUUAAUUACCCUUUGUGAAAAGGAACUUUACCAGAGAAAAAUUUGACUGUUUUCUGUUGAUGUUGUCCUAAUCAUUGUGCAUAUCCUGUUAUCAAACGUGAAAUUAACUGUCAAAUAUUGUGUUUGCCCUUCUGAACACGCUCAAGGUUGUAAUUUGAUGAGCCUGGUUAGGUCAUGGAUAUUUCCCUGGUCAGAUCAGGGAAUUCCUUGGUCAGAAUGUUCAAAGGGGGUUGAUAUGCUAGCAAGUGCAGAACACACAGCAGUGCUGCAUGCAUGCAAACUUGGAAUGAGCUGAAAAGCACCACUGUUACAUAAUAGACUGUGUAUUCAAAACCACUGAAGCGAGACAAAUGAAUUUUUUAUAGAAAUUAGAACAUGAUAUGAGCUUCCUAGUUCCAUACAUUUUAUUGAGAAUAAUUUUUUUUUAAAGUAAUUUAGCCGCAUAUCAGAGGGACAUUUUUUGGGGGACGCGCUGUAUAUCCUGUACUGUUGUGGAACCAUGGUCAGAUUUUGUUUUAUAUUAUGAUGCAAAAAAAUAAACACUUUGUGAUUGCUGAAA
This is a messenger RNA of Lytechinus pictus (painted urchin), 4175 nucleotides long. RefSeq lists its product as uncharacterized. The transcript has 3 exons. The coding region runs from base 331 to 651 and encodes 106 amino acids. The record is from RefSeq and is a predicted model, not a curated record. Lineage: Eukaryota; Metazoa; Echinodermata; Echinoidea; Temnopleuroida; Toxopneustidae.